CAGCGCGCAGCAAGCAUGUUCAGUGGAGAGUCAAUGGAAGGAGCCCCCAGAUGACGGACGCAGACGUCUGGGAAUGACAGCCGCUGUCACGGGGAGUGAUAGCUUUCGCUCUCUGCCGCAGCACCUUGACUAGCCUUGACUAGCCCCGGAGAGACGCGCUCUAUCAGUCGCACGCCAAAGAAGUGACACGGAGCCAGUCAGAACUAUGCCAGAGAUGGAGAAAGGGAGACCGCCGGAAAAUAAACGCAGUAGGAAACCCGCGCACCCGGUCAAGAGAGAGAUCAACCAAGAGAUGAAGGUGAGGGGAAAUGUGUUUUUUUGGCUACUUUUUGUGCAGUGUUUGGUUUGUGAAUAGUCUCAAGGGCAGAUUGAGACUAUUGAGACAGUGAGAGAGCUCCGUGCGCACAAAUCACACAGUUGUAGAGGCAUCCACAGACGCCAUGCAAAAUUCGAUUUGUUCCCAUUGAAACAAUUAAAGUUGCUUAUAAUUUAAUGCCAUUAUAUUAUGGAAUUCUUCCGAAAUAAAAGUGAUAAAACAAUUGUGUAACAUAACAUUAGUCCCAUAUGGUGAAAUUAGACAGCUAUAUUAUAUUACCUGGCCUUUCCAUAAUAAACCGACUGUCUGGAAAUUUACUUUUGCGGGGGAAUGAAAAAGUGUCACUCUUAUGUUAUCCAAUAUUUGAUGUCGUGUCCACUGAAUGGUAGGUAGCCCUUCUGUAGUGACGCCAUGUCAGUCCAUCUGUGGCCUCGCGCAGCAAUGUCCAGCGGUGUUCCAGAUGUGAGUCACCACCAAUCCGCAGGAACACAUCACUUCUUUCCCGCUUCGGCUGUGCACGCACUUGUUGUAGUAGGCUAGUCUACAGGUUUACAACAAUGUAACAUUAUAAAAAGAAAGGCAUUCGAACGAACAUACCUAGUCACAUCACUUGAUAAUAUCUGCUAGGGCAGAGGAUCAGUAAGGCCGAUCCUAAACAGGUAACUGCAGUAAGUGUGCCCUUGGAAAGUGACUCAGAAUCAGUUUCAUGGAAACUAUGUCUACUGUUUGAUUUGGUGAUUCCAAUUCAAAACAAAAUGGGAUAUGAUGCUAUUGGUUUGAGUCCUACUGCUAGAGUGCAAGCCCUGUAGUAGGCUAGGCUAAAAGCCCACAGUUUGUCUGCCUGCAGUUUUAUGAGUUCUGACAUGGGCCACUGGGCACAGAUGUCAGAUCAAAGUGUAGUUUUGAUUUACAUUUGGUUGAGUUGUCUACACAUGUGAAUUCAACAUUAAAUAACAUUUUAAAAAUGGGCUUGUUUUGUGAGAGGAAAUGUGCUCUUUUUGCAUAAGUGGUUUGCAUUGUAGCUUUUGAUAUCCAGGGAGUGGUGUAGAAUUACAACUGAACUCAUUUGAAUGAAAACAUGCUAAAUGCUAUCUGUGCUUGAUGUAAGUCAGCCCAGCCUGGCUCUUAGCUGGAUCUGGGGGAAGGCCCUAGGUUGUUGCCUUUGGCCAGGGCUCUUUCUGUGGUUUGGGAUUUGGCUUGUCACUCUCACAAAGCAGAUGUUUGUCUGAACUGCCAAUAAGAAACAAAAACAACAUUGUGGGAAGUGAAGCACAGGGAGGGGAAAGAAAAAACGCCCGUCUCUCCCUAAUGAGAAAAUAGUGAGACAAAACAACACUGAAUUCAAUGUAAUAUAGGAGGACGUACCCUGAUGUAAUCGUUGAUGUAGACUAGGCUAGUCCCACGGGAUGCAGACUACUACUUUGUGAUUCUCAGACCUACAGGGAGCCACGUGGAUCUACAAAACAGGCCUUGGGUGACCGCGAUAAUGAACUGGGGCAGUUGGGCUUGAAGGUCAAUGGUAUAAGAGUGGAGUUAUGAAAUAGAGAAGGGGAGAGAAAGAAAGACAGACACACACACACACACACACACACACACAGUCAGAGAGACAGACAGAAACAGACAGACAGACAGACAGACACAGUCACAGUCAGAGAGAGAGACAGACAGAUAGAAACAGGCAGACAGACAAAAUAGAACUCUCAGACAGAUCAGAGAGAGACAGACAGACAGACAGACAGACACACACACACACACACACACACACACACACACACACACACAUACACACAUACACACAGUCAGAGAGACAACAGACAGACAGAAACAGGCAAACAGACAGACAGAAUCAGAGAGACAGACAGUCAGACAGACAGACAGACAGACACAUAGAAAGUGAUUUCAAGGUCUGUCUGUCUGUCUGCGGGCUGCUCCGGUCCAGUCCAGUGUUGUCUUAGCUAAGGGAUCUAUUUCAACACCACAGUCAAACCCACUCCCUCCAUGCCAGACCGUAGCACAGCGCGGACACCAGAUACCUGACUUUAUUCAUCGUUAGGCAUAUUUAGCUGGAUAUGAUACCUCUACGUACACACACACACACACAAACACACACACCUGGACACACACACACUAUUUAUUUUCUUUCAGGCCCUGUCAGAGUGAGGAAAGCAGAGGGAAGAAUGUGCAGUCAGUAGUACAGCCCUAGUGCAACACUACAACAGGCAGACUGUCCACGCUGGAAAAGGCUGAAACCCAAGAGGGAGUGCAGUGUCAGGUAACAGGGCUGGAAGGUGCCUGGGUGGAGGGGGCAAGGGGAGGGCAGGGGAGGGGAGGGGAGGGAGGGGAGGGAGGGGACACACAAAGAGGGACUGCGGAGUGUUGGACACUUGGGAGAGGAGCGGGGCAUUUCCGAGAACCGUGGGACCUAGCGGCGGUUUAGGGUGUCCCGCUCGGAUUUCUGGCCGUUCCAGAUCAGAUUUCUGCUCCAAUCACACUCGCCCCAAAGCCACAGAGGAGAAGAGGCGGAUGAAGAGAGAGCGAGACGUUGGUGUUGUUUUCUUUUAUAUGUUCGGAAUUUGAAAAAAGCCAGGAUGUUCACUUCACAACCCAUCUGCUGAGAACACUUCUUCUUUAUUUUCUCUGUCUUCUUUUCCCCAAUUAAAAGAGCUAAACAAAGAAUGAUUCAUGUAUUUUACACUGGUAUUAGGUUGGAAAACUUUUCAGUCUCCAAUUUAGCAAGAGUAAACAAACUGCAAUACAUCAUGGAAAAAUAGUCAUACUGUACUCUUCUGGGUCACCCUGUUCAUUUCACCCAGGCAGGGCUGGUCUGGAAGUCUAAAGAAUCAGCACAUUGAUUCGGGAGUGGAAGCUCUGGUUACAUUUAAAGAGUGGGAUAAAAAGUUCCACUAACAAACCUCGGAUGUAAGGUCACUCACAACUGAACUUCACAUUGGCUUAGCAUUAGCAAGCAGUGGCUCGGUUGUCCCGUCUCUCGCCAUGCCCUCUGAAUGACAUAACCUAUAAUGUUGCUCAGUGAUUUAUUUUCCAUUUCUCCUUUUAGACGUUUGCAGAGAGCACCAUGAAUGAGCUCCUAGGAUGGUACGGCUAUGACAAGGUGGAGCUCAGGGACUCCGAGGCCACCGAGAUACGGAACUACCCCAACCGAGAGAGACGCCAGCAGCACGUCUCAGUCCUUAAAGGUGAGAGAAGGCCAGGGCCCUGUUCAGUAGGUCACACCGUAGUAAAACGUUUUGCAAUGGAGAGUGGAAAUCUGUGUUUUAAUUGGACAAGUUCAGGUAGUACCUCCCUUUUCAAAAUGAUUCCUGCCUACUGAACACGUCCCAAGGUAAUUAGUUCAGGUAGUAUCCUUGUUUCACUCCCUUUCUAAACGUUUACUGCCUUCUGAACAUUUACUGCCUGCUGGGCAUCUGUACAACACAGGUAACAUACUUAACAGAGGUCAGACGGAAUUCACAGGUAACCCAAUAACAGAACAUACAGGUUGUUCAAUCCAGAAAUAUUAUCAAUUUAAACAUUUGCUAGGCAAUUUAAUUCACCCUUCUUAUGUUUCACUUAUUAACAUUACAGUAAACCUGUAUGGAUGGAGUAUUCUCUUUCUACAAUGUUCAGUGCCAUUGUUUUCUGUCAAUGCCCUUUAGGCUGAAUGUCUAUAAAUGAUGUGUGUGGAGUGGAAUUGGUGCCAAGAGAAACUCAAACUGACUGAAUUCAGAUUCCAUUUUUGUUGGCACUUACAUUACUUUAUAUGUAUGUUAGAACAUACAUUCACUCUAAAGUGACCCUAGACAUCCUGUGCCUUCCAGAAAACUCGGUGCCCAAAUCCAAGAGCUUAGACAGCAAAGUCAGCCCCUCGGCACUGGCCAUGAGGAGUGGAGAGAGCGAAUCGUCCAGUGUCCCCUCUUCUUCCUCCCCCAGCUCCUCCUCUCUGACCAGCUCUAUGGAGCACAAGAGUGCCCCCGUAAUUGUCCCACUUAUAAAGCCAUCGGCAGGUAGGGACAGGCCUGAACAAAUCUCUCUCUUUCUCUCUCUCUCUCUCUUUCUCUCUCUCUCUCUCUCUCUCUCUCUCUCUCUCUCUCUCUCCUCUCUCUCUCUGUCUCUCUCUCCUCUCUCUCUCUCGCUCUCUGUCUCUCUGUGCUAUCUAUCUCUCUCUGUUCUCUCUCUCUCUCUCUCUCGUCUCUCUCUCUCUCUCUCUCACUCUGUCCUCUCUCUGUCACUGUCUGUCCGUCUCUCUCUCUCUCUCUCUCUCUCGCUCUCUCGCGCACGCACGCACGCACACACACACACAUACACACACAUCUACUAAGCAUAUGCAAACACACACCCUUUGUGUGACCAACUGGGUUAGAACCCAGAUCUCCUGCAUGUCACAAAAGCGUUUUAGCCUGCUGAGCUAAAGUCUAGACAUGAUUCAUGAAGCUAACGCAAGUCUUCAGGUCUCAGACAAGGUUCCUCAUCACACAGGUGUGGUUCACCAAACCACCCCUGUUACACUCACACCCCAUCAUCAUCAUCAUCAUCAUCAUCAUCAUCAUCGUCAUCAUCAAUACCAUAUGUAACCUACAGUUCUUUGAUACAGCUGUUGAUUCAACACUCACAUGCUCCUUAGAUGCUCAUCUUCAUCAUCAAACACACUUCACAUGUUGAUGUUGAUUCCUCUCCCCUUUGUCUCUGUCCGCAGUGGAAGACGUGCAGAAUGUGCAGAUAGUGUGUGUGUGGUGUCAGAAGGAGGGGGUGAAGCGCUACUCCCUCUGUAUGGGCACUGAGCUGAAGAGCUUCUGUAGUGAGAAGUGCUUCGCUGCCUGCCGACGGGCCUACUUCAAACGCAACAAGGUGAGGGAUUCAACUGUGGUUCAACCUUGUUUCAACUAGGAAUCAAUGGGACAAUUUUAGGUCAGACAAAACUGACUUGUCAACUGCUGCAGUUCAGAUGGAGAAAAUGACACAUAGACGCAUGCAUGUACGCAUGCACGCAAACACACACACACUUAAACGGUGAGAAGAGACGUCUGGCAGGUAAACAGAACCUUGGAAAUGGAAUACCCCUGUUCUCCUCAGUGAGGUCAGCAUGCCAUUUGUAUUGAUAAAAAAAACAUGAAUUUAAAAAGGUGUGUGUUUCUGUGUGUGACGGGGUGUUCUCCAAGCACACACACAAACACACACACACACACACACACACAUGCAGUGUUUUGAGAGUGGGAAGCGGUCAAAGUUUGCAGAGGACACUUAGUAUCAGUUACGGCUUAAUGGAGGAAGGGCCAGUCAUCAUGCGGCUUGGGUCCGGAGGACAGGGAAGCAGUGCCUAUACACAAUUCCUCUCCCAUACACAUUACCACAAUUUUUCACCCUCCAUCUAAGACAUGGAUACCUUCUCUUAGAUGCGUGGGGGUGUCAGGCAAGGCUAUCCCCUUUCACCAUUCCUGUUGUUUUGCCGCGCUAGGUUUUAUUCACAUGACAACAGACAGGGGGGGAAAGAGGGAGUCGUCUGCUGCCUACCUGCCUGGCUGCAACAAACCCUCUAGUUAUUUGGGUGGUGGAAGUGGGGAUGGAACUGUGGCCGUUGGCUUGUCCCUGCUUGUCUCUGCUUGUCCCUGGGAGGAAGAAGGGCAGAGGGCCUGGGGGCGAGGUGUCCACUUUCAGUGCAUACCUUACCUGCAGCUGCUUCAUGUUUCGUAACUCGACACGACUCAAUGGGUCACAAAGAAGGGACCCUUGAGAAUAAUAUGAGGGUUCAGGUUUGUCAUCUACUUUAUCUCACCAAAACGUUCCAAAAUGUUACCAAAACGUUCCCUUUGUUUCAGUGACCUCAAAGCCCAUAGGUCAAUGUACUCUGUUACUUUGAACCCGUAUGACAAGGCAAAUUGUGCAGUGGUUAUUUUGGGAUUGGUUAUGUAAGUUUGUUUUAAUGACCAACCAUGGGAGCCAUGAUGAUUUAAAGCAACUGUUACUUCAUCAACGCUUGAUGCUUCAAUCCCAUAGCGGUACUACUGAAUCUAGGCUCUACUCUGAAACAGCUUUAACACAAUCCGGGGUCCUGUUCAUUAGGGCACACAAUGUUUUCAAACGUUUUGCAACAGAGAUCGAAAAUGUAUGUUUCUUAUUGGACAAAUCCAGGUAGUCCCUCACUUUUUUUUUUUUCUUCGUUUGGUGCCUAAUGAACAUUACCCAGCUCUUGAUAGUUUGUUUUAAGUGUAUAAUGAUGCGGCUUUGCCCCCCUCCGUCAGGCCCGGGAUGAGGACCUCCAUAGCGGGGAGAGGUCCCCCCAACACACCCAUGCCGACGACUCACCCCAACUGGUGCUGAAGAUGAACAGUGGUGGUGCCAGAGUAAGAACAGAACACAAUCCACUUCAUAGAAAUAUAAUAUAUUUUUAAAAUAGCUUAGCUCAAAGACUAGUAAUGUUGUCUUUGAGAGAUGCACAGCUACUUCAAAACAUGUAGGACACAUAUUAAGGGGAAGUUUCCAGGACACAGAUUAAGGGGCAGUUUCCAGGACACAGAUUAAGGGGCAGUUUCUAGGACACAGAUUAAGGGGGCAGUUUCCAGGACACAGAUUAAGGGGCAGUUUCCAGGACACAGAUUAAGGGGCAAUUUCUAGGACACCGAUUAAGGGGCAGUUUCCAGGACACAGAUUAAGAGGCAGUUUCCAGGACACAGAUUAAGGGGAAGUUUCCAGGACACAGAUUAAGGGGCAGUUUCAAGGACACAGAUUAAGGAGCAGUUUCUAGGACACAGAUUAAGGGGCAGUUUCCAGGACACAUAUUAAGAGGCAGUUUCUAGGACACAGAUUAAGGGGCAGUUUCCAGGACACAGAUUAAGGAGCAGUUUCUAGGACACAGAUUAAGGGGCAGUUUCCAGGACACAUAUUAAGAGGCAGUUUCUAGGACACAGAUUAAGGGGGCAGUUUCCAGGACACAGAUUAAGGGGCAGUUUCCAGGACACAGAUUAAGGGGCAAUUUCUAGGACACCGAUUAAGGGGCAGUUUCCAGGACACAGAUUAAGAGGCAGUUUCCAGGACACAGAUUAAGGGGAAGUUUCCAGGACACAGAUUAAGGGGCAGUUUCAAGGACACAGAUUAAGGAGCAGUUUCUAGGACACAGAUUAAGGGGCAGUUUCCAGGACACAUAUUAAGAGGCAGUUUCUAGGACACAGAUUAAGGGGCAGUUUCCAGGACACAGAUUAAGGGGCAGUUUCCAGGACACAUAUUAAGAGGCAGUUUCUAGGACACAGAUUAAGGGGCAGUUUCCAGGACACAGAUUAAGGGGCAGUUUCUAGGACACCGAAUAAGGAGCAGUUUCCAGGACACAGAUUAAGAUUAGUCCUAGACUAAAACUAAUUAUUGAUGGAGAUUCUCCAUUGAGUUUGCUUUUUAGUCUACUACUAGGCUUAAAUCUGUCAGGGAAACCACCCUUUAAAGUGAUAGUUCAGCGAUGUUACAUACGGUAUUUCAAUAUUUGCUUCCUUACCUUUGCCAACAAUUAGCAACAUUAGCCAUGUAAUUUAAUGUCUCCUGUAUAGCAUGUAUUACAUUUCAUGCCCAAAUCAUCUCAAAAUAACACAAUCAAUUUCAUAUGAUUUGGUCAUGACAUUUAACACAUGCUGAACAGGGGGAGAUUGAUUUACAUGGGGAAUUUGUCCAAAAAUGCUAAUGUUGCUAAUUGUUGGACGUUAACAGAUUAACAAAAUCAGUGUGGAUUGCAGUCACUCCUUGGCCACUUCUUUCAAGGUAAAAAAUUAAAUAUCUACAUUUGUAAAAUCGCUGAACUAUGCCUUUACGAGCUUUAUGAAUAAAGCAGCUUUGCACAAUACUGUUAUAUAGAAUAUUCCAUAUUUUAUGUUACCAUCUCUACUACAUUUACACACCAGUGAUUUGCUUUUCACAUGGCACUUAAGUAACUCUUCACAGUCUCUCUCGCCUGUACCACAGGUGUGCAACUGGUGCAAGCACGUCCGCCACACUAAAGAGUACCUGGACUUUGGCGCCGGUGAGGAGCGGCUCCAGUUUUGCAGCACCAAGUGUCUGAACCAGUACAAGAUGGACGUGUUCUACAGAGAGGCCAGGGCCACUCUCACCAGCUCCAGCCCAGGAAGACCCACCCAGGAGGGGAGACCUGAGUCCACCGGAGGGGUCCAGAACCAGAAGCUCCUGACCCCUGAAUCGUGGAGCAGCGGUGCUGGGGAAAUGAGAUGGAGGACCAGGUCUCCCAAAGGGCAGACGCCGAUCAAUGGUACGGCGGCGCCAAGGACUGUGUCUCCUUCCGAGGAGUCAUCCUCGUCAUUGAAGGUUAACGUUUCGGGACUGAGGCAUCUGGAGAGGCACAUCCUGCCGCCACCCCCGCCACCCCCGCCCCCCCUGGAGGUAGCGAGACACCAUCCCGCCACCCCCCCUCCUCGCCACCCCAUGGAGCACCACCAGCACCACCAGGCCAUGCCUCAGAUCCUGCUGCCCUUCAUCCGGCCCCCUCUCCAUGCCCAGGGCCUGAAGAGCCCCCUGGCCAACCCCCCCAGGGGCCACCCCGGCCCCCCUUCCAGCCCCAUCCACCAACCGCCCCCUCACUCCCCCCAUCACCCCCACCAACCCCACCUCCAGCCCCCCUCGGCCUCCUCCAUGAACCCACCCGGAAUACACCCCUACCCGGGGGCCUACUUCCCCGGCUUGCACUCCCCCCAUAUCAACAUGAUGGGGCACCGUGGACCCAUGCCCAUGCCCCCAAUGAUAAACUUCGGGGGAUGGCCAUCCUUAGGCCCUUUCUUCUCCCAGCCCACGGUCCUGGUGCCCUACCCCAUCAUUGUACCAAUCCCAGUCCCCAUCCCCAUCCCUAUCCCCAUACCCAUACCCCCUAAAUCUGACCCUCCAGAAGCCCUAGGGGUCCCCCACAGUGGGGUCAUCCAGCCUGUGCCAGAGGGGAUAGAGAGGGGGCGCUCCAGGGGUGUCAAUUUGCCUUCUCCCGGGAGCUUGGUGGCCAACAGAUUGGGUCGAACCACCAAUCAGGGUCUCCCCUUGCCCUCAGACCACCCCAGAAGGGACAUCACAGAUUGGGUGAAGUCGGAGAGGCAGGCUCAGUCGCCCAUGUCUACCCCCCAUAGUGCAGCGUCCUCCCCCAGGGCUCGCUACGAUGCUUCCCCAUCUUCCACCUCAGUGAUCGAGGGGCUGUCAGACUUUAAGCUGUGCCAGCAGCAGCAGCCAGAGAGACAGGUCAUCCAAAGAGUGCUCCAGAGGAACCCGAUCAAGCUGGAGCCCAACCCCCACGGAGUGGUGGACCUGUCGGGUCCAGGGGAGCCCGGAGUGGGGCAUGUCACAAGGCUGGUGGAUACCAGAGUGGACGACCACCACAACCACCACCAUGACAUUAUCAAACCCACCCCUCCACUAACCCAGUCCCCCCCUCUUCUGCACGACACCGCCUACCCCCAGAGCCCUAACAUACGACCCCCCUCACACACCCAACCAACUCACAGAGGGGAAUGCAGCAGCCCUCCCUGCGAUACCGCCAACCCCUCCCCCAUGAAGCCCCCGGACGUCCCCAACCGAAUGACGUCGUCAUCAUCCCCUGACCCUCCUCCCAGCCCAGACUCCUCCCAGUCUCAGAGAGAGGCCCCGCCCCUUGACUCUGACUCCACCCUCAGUGAGCUGGAGGCAGUUAAAGAGAACAGCUGCUCCAAUGGCCAGGUCCAGGGGCGGGACCAGGGCCAGGUUCCUACCCUCCCCACCAGCCAAUCAGAGGAGCCCUCGGCCGGUGGCGACUCCGAGGAUCCCCACGUCCCUGAUGAGGACCAUGCCUACGCCCUGCCCACACCCACCCUUACACCCACCAGGACGGGCGGUGCCCAUACCACCACCCCCACCACACUCCUCCUGCCCAAGCUCAGGGACAAGGGUGCUCUGCUAUGCCCACCGAGUGUGGCUGGAACUGGGGACAUGGAGCCUGCUCUGAAGAGA
Molecule: messenger RNA, 10267 nt
Organism: Coregonus sp. 'balchen'
Lineage: Eukaryota; Metazoa; Chordata; Actinopteri; Salmoniformes; Salmonidae
Source: the annotation of a GenBank genome assembly